Molecule: messenger RNA, 1083 nt
Organism: Salpingoeca rosetta
Lineage: Eukaryota; Choanoflagellata; Craspedida; Salpingoecidae
Product: mannonate dehydratase
Exons: 6
Coding region: 1-1083 (360 amino acids)
Biological process (GO): D-glucuronate catabolic process
Molecular function (GO): ferrous iron binding; mannonate dehydratase activity; manganese ion binding
Source: RefSeq, a predicted model, not a curated record
AUGGCAGGGAUCAAGUACUGCAACUGGACGGGAGCAACACCCAGGAUCGCCAGCGUGCUCACACCUCUCAAUGACAAGAACCUAAGGCUCGCCGCUCAGAUCGGCGUCACAGAUGUCGUCUACUAUGACAUGGACGCCAUGCCAGACACAGUGGAGGAACUCGUAGCGUUGCGACAGCAAUGCGAAGCAUACAACUUGCGUCUCUCCGCCAUCGAGGGCGGCCCGCCCAUGGACUUGAUUGUGCAAGGAAAGCCUGGACGAGAUGAGCAGCUGGAACACUUCAAAAAGUGCAUCCGUGCCAUGGGUGAAGCCCAAAUCCCGAUUCUCUGUGCUGCAGGCUACAACUUCAUGCCGUGGUCGUUUCGCGUGGGACGCACGUCAUACGAGGUGCCGAUUCGUGGCGGUGCGCUGUCGAGCGAGUGGAAGUGGUCAGACUUUGACGACAGUGUGCGCACGGCGGAAGGCGAGACAACCCACGAGGACAUGUGGGCCAACUUUGAAUACUUUCUCAAGGCUGUAGUCCCCGUCGCAGAGGCCGCGGGCGUGUACUUGGCGUGCCACCCAGAUGAUCCGCCGUUCCCACGCAUCCGGGGACUGGCGCGCAUCAUGACGACGCCCGACGCAUUUGAGCGCAUGUGCUCCAUCGUGGACAGCCCGCACAACGGCAUCACCUUCUGCCAGGGCUGCUUCAGUGAGAUGGGCGUGGAUAUCCCAGACACCAUCAAGCGGCUCGGCCACCGCGUGCACUUUGUGCACUUCCGCGACGUCAAGGGCAAUGCACAGGACGGGUUUGUGGAGACGUUUCAGGACGACGGCCAGACGGAUAUGCACGCGGCGCUGGCUGCCUGGCGCGACGUUGGCUUCAACGGCAUCAUUCGCCCCGACCACGUGCCGCUGCUGCCAGACUUUGAGCACGCGCACGCCGACGAGGAGAAGGCGAGAGGGUACACCUCGGGCAAGGCGUCUGGGUACACGAUGGUGGGGCGCAUCUUUGCUGUGGGAUACAUGCGCGCGCUGUUCCAGGCCGUCUUUGGGAAGGAGCGUGGAAGCCACAGUCAGCAGGCCCUCCGCCCUGACACAUGA